This is a messenger RNA of Coniophora puteana RWD-64-598 SS2, 1062 nucleotides long. RefSeq lists its product as uncharacterized. The annotation marks the transcript as partial. The record is from RefSeq and is a predicted model, not a curated record. The transcript has 4 exons. Lineage: Eukaryota; Fungi; Basidiomycota; Agaricomycetes; Boletales; Coniophoraceae.
GCUAUGCAAAGGUCUGCGGGCAAGCUGGUAACUCUACAGACUGAUGGCUGGACUGGUAUUAACUCUCAUCAUCUUGUCGCGUUUAUGAUGACAACCUCACCAAACCAUGAUGUUCACACUGUUGCGGUGAAGGAUGUGUCAUCUGACCGUUGCACUGCUGCACACCUCAAAAAUCUCAUUAUCAAUGUUAUAAGUAAGGUGAAGCCACAGUGGCAGGCAACGGUUGUUGCCGUCACAUCUGCCACUUUGGGGGAGUCAAGAGCUGCAAGGAAACAGUUGCUAGAGCAGUUUCCUUUGCUGGUAACACCCGACUGGUAUACUCAUCAGAUAAACCUUGUUGUCGGAGAUUAUCUCAAGGCCAACAACGCACCAACAUAUCUUUCUUAUACCAAGAAAGUGACUGAGCUGAUCACUUGGCUCCAGAACCACUCUCAGGUCACGGCUCUCCUCCAGCGUAUUCAGGAGCAACUUAACCAGAUGUGUGCAGCUCUGGAGAGGAUUUUGUCUGUUAUCAGAGCUGUUCUCACUUGUUGGACUGCUCACUAUCUUGUUUUUUGUUGGCUUCUCAGACUCAGGUCUCCCUUGUUUCAGCUCGCAGAACAAUCCUCAGGGUGGAUGCUGGCACAGGGUGCUGCAAAGGCAAAAGCUCAGGAAAUGGUGAACCUGAUUAAGGAUAAAAAACUGUGGGAGGUCUUAGAGAUGGAACCUCUUAUGUAUGCUGCCAACUUCUCGCAGACUACUCAUACCCACCUUGAUAAAAUUCUUCUUGUUUUUGGCUAUCUUCACUUCAAGUAUACCAACAUGCCUCUUCAGGCAAUCAGUGAUGGUGAGCAGUCUAGUCUUUUGGGCUUGGUCAUCAAGAGCCUGGAGAGACACUGGGCAAAAUGUGACCAGCAAGUAUUUAUCUCUGCUGUCAUUCUCAACUCCAUCUAUAAGCUGACACCCUUUGCUAAAUCUCCAUCAUUCCUCCCUGCCAAUAUCUUCGAGCUUAUGUGCCUACUCUAUGAGUGCUUCUUUGGUUCAACAACUCCUGCUAGCCUCUAUGACGAGCUCAACAGCUAC